GCAUUCGGUCACUGCUCCCUGCUGUAGGCCCACUGCUAAGGAGCAGCCAGGCAGCUGGAGCCCCUCCUGGCCGGGGCUAUGGGGGCACGAGUCGGGCUCUUCUCUCUGCUUCUCGGGGGCGUCUGCGCCCAGCUGGAGGUGAUGGUGGACUCCCCGGUGGCGGCUCAGCUGGGCUCCCAGGCUCUCCUCCCAUGCACCUUCACCGUGGCGAACGCCCCCAUCAGCCCAGAGUACCUGGCUGUGCACUGGUAUUUCCAGGGCCAGGAGCUGGCGUCGUACGAUGAUUCCCUCAGCAUCUCCCGGCCGGGAGUGUCCAUGGACAUGGAGCAGCUUGCCAGCGGCAACGCCUCUCUGGUUCUGCACAAUGUGACCGUGUCGGAGCAAGGAGCCUACCGUUGCCUGGUCAUCCACAGCCCGGACAGAGGGGAGCAGAGCCUAUACCUGGCAGUGCUGGCCAUGCCCACCGUUGCCAUCCCCAGUAAAGCGGUGCUGAGGGGGGAGCCGAACUUGCUGAAAUGCUCCGUGUCCGGCUUCCAUCCGGCCGACAUCGCAGUGACCUGGCUGAGGGCUGGGGAGGUCCUGCCGGCAUCCCCGCUCCCGGCGCCCCAGAGGAACCCAGACGGCACCUUCAACGUCAGCAGCUCUCUGACCUUCCAGCCCACGGAGCAGGACCAGGGCGUCGCCUUCUCCUGCCAGGUCCAGCACGCCGCUCUGCCGCAUGGCGCUCUGCAGACAGACUUCCAGCUCGUGUUCGGAGUCUCUCCCGUGGUGAACAUUCACGCCCCCACGUUUGUACAAGGCAAGGCCCAGGUGUUAACAUGCGACAUGAAGGGUUUUUACCCAGAAGCCAUCGCUGUUAACUGGCUCCUCAAUGGUGUCCGGACAGAAGCCCCCCGCGUAAACCCCAAUGGCACCUUCAACCUGGAGUCUUUCUACCAGUUCAAGCCUGUGGCGGAGUCAGAGGGUGCUGAGAUCAGCUGUGAGGUGCAGCACGAGACGCUGAGCCGGCCCAUCGUCCGGAGUGUGCGGGUGCAUCUGGAGUAUGAGGGGACCCAGGUCAGUGUCAUAGUCCUGCUGGUGUCAGUGAUGGUAUCAGCGCUGGCGGUGGCUGGAGUCGCAUACUUCCUGUACAAGAGAAGCAGAGAGUCCCAGCUGACUGUGUCCAUGGGGCCCUCUCCGGUGAGGGCCGUGCUGGGAUCAGAUGUGCUGCUGCCAUGUAGCUUUGCUGUGGGCGAAACCAUCAGUCUGCCUAAAUUCUACCUGGCCUGGGCCCGGGGAGCUGAGAAGGUGGCCGAGUACCUCAGAGAAAAGCAGACUCAGCAGCCCAAGGUGAAGCUUUUCCCGGAGGAGCUGAGCAGGGGGAACUGCUCCCUGGGGCUGAGGAACGUGAGCCUGGAGGACAGAGGCAGAUACACCAGCACCCUCAUCUACACGCCCGACAGAUCUGAGCAGCAGCUCGAGCUGCAGGUGACAGCUGCUCCCCGACUUUUCAUCCCCCAGCAAUUGGCCAGGACAGACACAGCGACCUCCUUCCCGUGCCACGUGUGGGGAUUCUACCCCGGGGAUGUCACCAUCACAUGGCUGAGAGACGGGCGGGUUCUGACUGACGCCACCCGCUCUGCCCCCCAGAGGAACCCAGACGGGACCUUUAACCUCACCCUGACCUACACCUUCACCCCCACCACGAGCGAUUCCGGCAGCAUCUUCUCCUGCCGCGUCAGCCACGCGGCUCUGGCCCAGCCCCUGCAGGAGGAGUUCGCCCUGGAUGUCACAGCAGGUGCAGACACAGCUCCUUCGAAAGCCAUCACCGGGGUCUGCAUCGCGCUGCUGCUGGUCAUGGUGGCUGGGUUAGCCAUUUACUACUGGAGAUGGCGGAGGGCGUGGAAAGGUCCUUCCAGUGCAGUGGAGACGCCCCCUGAGACCCCAGCUGGGAGCAGAGAGAAGACGCGCGGCGAGGACACGGGGCUGGUGGGGAAUGACGGGGUCAGUGAGGCCAGGAAGGGCCCUGAGCAGCAGCCGCUGUUACCUGCUCAGGGCCAGGAGCAGAGCGAGACACAGCAGCAGGAUGGGGCACAGGUCACAGCACCCGGCCCAGGAGAUCUGCAGGAUCAUGGACUUCUUGGAGGUGGAGCUGCCCCCACAGGUGCUGGAAAAAAUCAUCUGGCAAACAUCCUUCCGGAUCAUGAAGGAGAAUCCCAUGGCCAACUAUAGCAGCCUCCCCCACGCCAUCUUCGACCAAAGCGUCAGUCCCUUCAUGCGAAAAGGCCAGGUUGGCGACUGGAAAAACCAUUUCACCGUGGCGCAGAGCGAGGCAUUUGACGCCCAUUACCAGCGCUGCAUGGAGG
Molecule: messenger RNA, 2345 nt
Organism: Gopherus flavomarginatus (Mexican gopher tortoise)
Lineage: Eukaryota; Metazoa; Chordata; Testudines; Testudinidae
Product: signal-regulatory protein beta-1-like
Exons: 11
Coding region: 79-2211 (710 amino acids)
Source: RefSeq, a predicted model, not a curated record